This is a messenger RNA of Lactuca virosa, 390 nucleotides long. The record is from the annotation of a GenBank genome assembly. NCBI's taxonomy places the organism in Eukaryota, Viridiplantae, Streptophyta, Magnoliopsida, Asterales, Asteraceae.
AUGGUCACAAAACUAGCUAAAUCUUUUGGGAUAUUUGAAGAGCCCGGGGCUAUGUUUCUUACAAGGACAGAGAGCCGCCCGUUGCAUCCACGUUUACUCAAGACAGCUUGUAUAGUGACGGACAUGGUAAACGAAACCUAUUUGGUGCCGGUGGAUGGCGCGGUUAAGGUUCCAGUAGGUGUUCCGAUUUAUGAUGAUGACAUUGGCCGAAGCAUGAAAAAUUUAGGGUUGUCUGUUGAAGCAAUGAUGCACUACCUUUCAAUAGCACCCCCGGCUGGAGAACCAGCCCGCUACACAUACAUACCUUCUUGGGAGGAGCGAUGGGUCCAGAAUGCAGGUGGUGCGGGAACUAGUGGAACGAGCGAUGGAGAUGACGAGGAUGAGGAGUGA